GUUUUGACUUUAGGUACGAGUCCGUAUCUGUGGAUUUGUCGAUUCCUGACAUUGGAUCGAUUGUUUGGCAACAAGCUAAAGUGAAGAAUCGCAGGGAAUCGGAAGUACCAGUUUGAGGGGCAUAAAUUUCCCCCACGCCUUCGGUCCCAUCCGUCGAACGAGUGCUAUAGAUAAAGCCUUCAACACGCGAGCAUGGCUUUACCAAAGAGAAUCAUUAAGGAGACCGAACGCCUUAUGGCGGAACCGGUCCCCGGUAUCAACGCGGUGCCUCAUGAAGAUAACUUGCGGUAUUUUGACGUGACGAUCCACGGGCCUGCUCAGUCACCAUAUGAAGGCGGCAUUUUCAGACUCGAGUUGUUCUUGCCGGAAGACUACCCUAUGACUCCUCCCAAGAUUCGGUUUCUUACUAGGAUCUAUCACCCUAACAUUGACCGACUGGGAAGAAUCUGCUUGGAUGUUUUGAAGAAUAACUGGUCCCCGGCCCUUCAGAUUCGCACAAUUUUGCUGUCGAUUCAGGCUCUUUUGGGUGCGCCCAACCCCGACGACCCACUGGCGAAUGAUGUCGCCCAGCGUUGGAAAGAGGAUGAGCCAGCGGCGAUACAGACGGCGAAAGAGUGGACUAGAACCCAUGCUAUGACUUAGAUUUGAAAUACAAUACGAACUGAUACGACAAAUAAACACACAUUAUGACAUGAUCAUGAAACGGGGAUCUUGGCUAUUCAAAACCCUUCUGCUGGUUGGGUAGCCGAAAUCAUCUGCAACCACAUCCUGGUAUACCGUCGACAGAUCCAGAGCCUCGAGAACAGGUGCUGGCUUUUCUCCCAACAUAAAACACGAGAAUUCCCUUUCACUGAUACGGGUCAAUUCGCCUGGUCAAUCACCUUCUAAAAUCCCAUCCGCCCUUUGGGCGUUUUCUGGGCGUUGAGAUAAUCAUUUGGAUCCUAUCUAGACUAGACAACGCUGCCUCGUUUAUCUUGAG
Molecule: messenger RNA, 979 nt
Organism: Penicilliopsis zonata CBS 506.65
Lineage: Eukaryota; Fungi; Ascomycota; Eurotiomycetes; Eurotiales; Aspergillaceae
Exons: 4
Coding region: 193-642 (149 amino acids)
Biological process (GO): DNA damage tolerance; protein K63-linked ubiquitination
Cellular component (GO): nucleus
Molecular function (GO): ubiquitin conjugating enzyme activity
Source: RefSeq, a predicted model, not a curated record